AUUAACUCAUGUUAACGAAUUGAACCUUAUUAUAAAGUGUUACUAGUAGUUUUUAGUAUUUUGGCAGUGUUUAUAGAAAACCUGGAGCAAUUAGUUAGUGUUUGAGAUUUUGCUAGUGGGUAGUGUUGCGUUAGUAGGUUUUGUGUUUGGAAUCAUGGAGUUCAGUGUGAAAAAUGCAGUGGUGACGACUUUAUCCAGUGCUAAAACUGGCCUUCACCUGUGGUUUAGGAAGAGGUUAACCCAUGGUUAAAUGUAGUGGGAAACCGACCAUGUGAUACAGUUCAGUAGUGCUGUUCAGUAGACACACAUUCAGUUGUCUUUCAGGUAAAAAUGCUGUCUCAAUUGGAGGUGUCGCGGGGGCAGUACGACCCCUCUCGAUACUACGACUCUCGUUCAAGCAGCCCCGUGAGCAGCGAGCACCCGCGCAGCCAGGACUCUCCCGCGAAAACCAAGCCCCCACCUCCCCCCACUGCUCUCAAACCUACCUACGUGUCCCGCACCUCCAGGGGCCUCUUAAACAGCCCCCCAGUACGGGACAGUGAACCCCUGGAGGACAGUCCUGACGAUCCCUCUAAGAGGUCUUUCCUGGGCAAAGUGAAGGCCUUUGAGCAGAUGGAUCAUUUGGCCCGGACACAGAAAGUCCUGGAGAUCCAAGAGGCUCAGAACGCCAGGUUGGAGAUUGCUCAGAAACAUCCAGACAUCUAUGCCGUCCCUAUGAAGUCUCAGAAACUGGACCACAGCAGGCCUCAACCUAUUGGCUCCAGUGCGCGACCAGAGCCCCAGACGCCUCCUUGCAAGCUGCCAUACACAGAGAGCCGCCCGCUCGGCCUUGGAAAAGCAGCGAGCACCCGCGCAGCCAGGACUCUCCCGGGCCUCUUAAACAGCCCCCCGGUACGGGACAGUGAACCCCUGGAGGACAGUCCUGACGAUCCCUCUAAGAGGUCUUUCCUGGGCAAAGUGAAGGCCUUUGAGCAGAUGGAUCAUUUGGCCCGGACACAGAAAGUCCUGGAGAUCCAAGAGGCUCAGAACGCCAGGUUGGAGAUUGCUCAGAAACAUCCAGACAUCUAUGCCGUCCCUAUGAAGUCUCAGAAUUUGUUACUUUCUUUUUAUAAGCCUGAUGAAGCAAAACUGUUUUAA
Messenger RNA from Sinocyclocheilus rhinocerous, 1137 nucleotides. RefSeq names its product tight junction protein ZO-2-like. The transcript has 5 exons. The record is from RefSeq and is a predicted model, not a curated record. Bases 331 to 1137 code for a protein of 268 amino acids. Lineage: Eukaryota; Metazoa; Chordata; Actinopteri; Cypriniformes; Cyprinidae.